GGGAGACAUCCCGGGAGAACUCCGAGCUCGGAGCGCUCGGCUAAGACCCGGGCAACAUGCCUGUUCGCAGGGGGCAUGUGGCACCUCAAAACACCUUCCUGGGGACCAUCAUACGGAAAUUUGAAGGACAGAAUAAAAAAUUUAUCAUUGCAAAUGCCAGAGUGCAGAACUGUGCCAUCAUCUACUGCAAUGACGGGUUCUGCGAGAUGACUGGGUUCUCCAGGCCAGAUGUCAUGCAGAAGCCAUGCACCUGCGACUUCCUUCACGGGCCUGAGACCAAGAGGCAUGACAUUGCCCAGAUUGCCCAGGCGUUGCUGGGGUCAGAGGAGAGGAAAGUGGAGGUCACCUACUAUCAUAAAAAUGGCUCCACUUUCAUUUGUAACACUCACAUAAUCCCAGUGAAGAACCAAGAGGGUGUGGCUAUGAUGUUCAUCAUUAAUUUUGAGUAUGUGACAGAUGAAGAUAGUGCUGCCUCCCCAGAGAGGGUAAACCCAAUCUUACCAGUCAAAUCUGUAAACCGGAAACUCUUUGGGUUCAAAUUUCCCGGGCUAAGAGUUCUAACAUACAGAAAGCAGUCCUUGCCACAGGAAGACCCGGAUGUGGUAGUCAUUGAUUCCUCCAAACACAGCGAUGACUCUGUGGCCAUGAAACACUUCAAGUCUCCCACGAAAGAAAGUUGCAGUCCCUCUGAAGCAGAUGACACAAAGGCCUUGAUACAGCCUAGCCAGUGUUCCCCCUUAGUGAACAUAUCCGGACCUCUGGACCAUUCCUCUCCCAAAAGGCAAUGGGACCGCCUCUACCCUGACAUGCUGCAGUCAAGUUCCCAACUAACACACUCCAGAUCAAGGGAAAGCCUCUGCAGCAUCCGGAGAGCAUCUUCAGUUCACGAUAUAGAAGGCUUCAGUGUCCAUCCCAAGAACAUAUUUAGAGAUCGACAUGCCAGUGAAGACAAUGGUCGCAAUGUCAAAGUUUCACGUUCCUGGAUGGCAGGGGGGCCUUUUAAUCAUAUCAAGUCAAGUCUGCUGGGGUCCACAUCGGAUUCAAACCUCAACAAAUACAGCACCAUCAACAAGAUUCCUCAGCUCACUCUGAACUUUUCAGAUGUCAAAACUGAAAAAAAGAAUACAUCCCCUCCCUCUUCAGAUAAAACUAUUAUUGCACCCAAGGUCAAAGAACGGACACACAAUGUGACAGAGAAAGUAACCCAGGUUCUUUCUUUGGGAGCAGAUGUCUUGCCAGAAUACAAGCUGCAGACACCACGUAUCAACAAAUUUACAAUAUUGCACUACAGCCCUUUCAAAGCAGUCUGGGAUUGGCUUAUUUUACUACUGGUCAUUUAUACUGCUAUCUUCACCCCCUACUCUGCAGCCUUUCUCCUCAAUGACAGAGAAGAACAAAAAAGGCGAGAAUGUGGCUAUUCUUGUAGCCCUUUGAAUGUGGUAGACUUGAUUGUGGAUAUUAUGUUUAUUAUAGACAUUCUAAUAAACUUCAGAACAACCUAUGUAAAUCAAAAUGAAGAAGUGGUAAGUGAUCCUGCCAAAAUAGCAAUACACUACUUCAAAGGCUGGUUCCUGAUUGACAUGGUUGCAGCCAUCCCUUUUGACUUGCUGAUUUUUGGAUCAGGUUCUGAUGAGACAACAACAUUAAUUGGUCUUUUGAAGACUGCGCGGCUCCUUCGUCUUGUGCGCGUGGCCAGGAAGCUGGAUCGCUAUUCCGAAUACGGCGCCGCGGUUCUUAUGCUCUUAAUGUGCAUAUUUGCCCUGAUUGCCCACUGGCUGGCUUGCAUCUGGUAUGCGAUUGGGAAUGUAGAGAGGCCCUAUCUGACUGACAAAAUUGGAUGGUUGGAUUCCUUAGGACAACAAAUUGGGAAACGUUACAAUGACAGUGACUCGAGUUCUGGACCGUCCAUUAAAGACAAAUACGUCACGGCACUUUAUUUUACCUUCAGCAGUUUGACCAGUGUAGGAUUUGGAAAUGUGUCUCCCAACACCAAUUCGGAGAAAAUCUUCUCCAUUUGUGUCAUGUUGAUUGGCUCCCUAAUGUAUGCAAGCAUUUUUGGGAAUGUUUCUGCAAUUAUUCAAAGACUGUACUCGGGGACCGCCAGGUACCACAUGCAGAUGCUGAGAGUGAAAGAGUUCAUUCGCUUCCACCAAAUCCCCAACCCCCUGCGGCAACGGCUUGAAGAAUAUUUCCAGCACGCAUGGACUUACACCAACGGCAUUGACAUGAACAUGGUCUUAAAGGGAUUCCCAGAAUGUUUACAAGCUGACAUUUGCCUGCAUCUGAACCAGACUUUGCUGCAAAACUGCAAAGCCUUUCGAGGAGCAAGUAAAGGCUGCCUUAGAGCUUUGGCAAUGAAGUUCAAAACCACCCACGCGCCUCCAGGAGACACCCUGGUUCACUGUGGGGAUGUCCUAACUGCACUGUACUUCUUAUCCAGAGGCUCCAUAGAAAUCCUCAAGGAUGACAUAGUGGUAGCUAUUCUCGGAAAAAAUGAUAUCUUUGGAGAAAUGGUUCAUCUUUAUGCCAAGCCUGGCAAGUCUAAUGCAGAUGUGAGAGCACUCACAUACUGUGACCUGCAUAAGAUCCAGCGAGAAGACUUACUGGAGGUCUUGGAUAUGUACCCCGAGUUCUCCGACCACUUUCUGACGAAUCUAGAACUGACUUUCAACCUGAGACACGAGAGUGCAAAGUCCCAAUCCAUAAAUGAUUCUGAAGGGGACACCUGUAAACUACGAAGAAGAAGACUGUCCUUUGAAAGUGAAGGCGAGAAAGAUUUUAGCAAAGAAAACAGCACAAAUGAUCCCGACGAUUCCACAGAUACAAUAAGGCGUUAUCAGGGUUCCAAAAAGCCCUUCGAAGAAAGGAAAAGCAGGUCGUCGUCCUUCAUCUCCUCCAUCGAUGAUGAACAAAAGCCACUCUUCUUGGGAACCAUAGACUCUACUCCAAGAAAGGUGAAGUCAACCCGACUCCACGGUGAAGAAACAGUGCCCCCCUCAGGAAGAAUCCACAUGGAUAAAAGAAGCCACUCUUGCAGAGAUAUCACUGAUGCACACAGCUGGGAAAGAGAGCCUGCCAGGGCUCAGCCUGAAGAAAGCAGUCCGCCAGGACUUCAGAGAGCUGCUUGGGGGAUCUCUGAGACUGAAAGUGACCUCACCUAUGGGGAAGUGGAGCAAAGGUUAGAUCUACUUCAAGAACAACUUAACAGACUUGAAUCCCAAAUGACAACAGACAUCCAGACCAUCUUACAGCUCCUGCAGAAGCAAAGCACAGUGGUCCCUCCAGCCUACAGCAUGGUAACCGCAGGAGCGGAAUACCAGAGACCUGUCCUGCGGCUGCUGAGAACCAGUCAGCCCAGAGCAUCCAUUAAGACUGACCGGAGUUUCAGCCCCUCCUCACAAUGUCCUGAAUUUCUAGACCUUGAAAAAUCUAAACUCAAAUCCAAAGAAUCCCCCUCAAGCGGAAGGCAUCUGAACACAGCCUCAGAAGAAAAGUUGACUUCACCUUCAACACGAGACGGCGAUGUGUCUGUAGAGCUUCACCCGCGGCCAAGAAAAACCUACCUUCAUCCCAUCCGGCACCCGUCUCUGCCAGACUCUUCCCUAAGCACUGUAGGGAUCCUGGGUCUCCAUAGGCAUGUCUCUGACCCUGGUCUUCCAGGAAAGUAAUCCUUUUGUACUAUUUCCUCCACAUCCAAUGUAAGUGCUUUUAAUGGCUGUUUUCCUUUUUGUAUUUAAAUCCUCUCUACUUGACUCAGGGGCUCACAAGGUACCAUUAUAUGCAAAAGUACUGUAUAUUUUUCCUAAAUUGAAGCUUGUAGGGUAAAGUUGAGCAGUUAGGAUGUAAAUAUACAUUAAGAGCUUUUGGUUCCAAAUGUUCAAACUGCCAGCAUCUCAAGGCACCUUAUUUUUUGAUUUUAUUUUUGAAAUCAUGUGCAUGCUAGGAAACUCCAGUUUCUCUUGCAUGGAGACUCCUAUUUGCCGCUAUUACUGAAUCAGUGCUUGAUUAUGAAAAAGCCUUCCAGCAAAUAAGAAACUGAGGAAUGAAAAUGGUCAGGAUUGCAACUCAGAUGAUCCUGCACUCACGGGAUUUCAAGGGGGGGGAUAGAGGGAAGUUAGUCACUUUGGAGAACGGAUUUCCUUCUCUAUUGACAUGUUUAUAGUUACUUACCUUCAUUUCCUAGAACAAUAAAAAAGAAGUUGGACUUACACGUAUUAGAAAGGAAGCUAAAUCCAAAAGCAUCAAAGGAUAUGGUUCCUUCUUAAUAGAUUUGUAGUUUGUUAAUAUAAACUCCAGAAAACACCUGUGAGGUUUCCUCAGGAACUCAGGCCCUAGUUUCAUGGCCCAGGUUUAGAAGACCUUCAGCAAGAGCUCCUCAUUUUGGAGAAGUAACAGCAAAGCUGUCCCAGGAAACUUCUGGCAGCUGCAGUCUCUGUGCCAGUGAGCAAUCUAUCCAUAAGGAGUCUCUAUAUCCUGCUUUUAGACCGGCAAGUGGGAGGAGAGGAGAGACCUUUGUUUUUCUGCCCUAUGUUUGGACAGACUGAGGAGGCGCACUGCUUCCCCAGGUUGUCUUCAGCUAAACCAUUAUGAAUACAGGACAAUAUCAGUGAGAGAAUAAAAUAGUCUCUAGCAAAUUCUUCAGGAGCUUCAUUCACGAGCUUCCUAAAAUAUUUACAAUAGUACAUUUUUCUGAAGUCUUAAACUGAAGAUUAUUUUGUGUGCUGGGGUGGCUCCUAACAUGCCCCUUAUAUAAAAAGACAUUCACAAUUUGUUCAGAUUUAUGUGAGACCAAUCUUUCAUUUGAUUAAAUAGUAGACACCCAUAUUUUUUAAAUGUUCAAUUUCAGAAUAUUUGUCAGCAAAAUUGUCUUUCAUUAAAAAUGGGGUUGUUUCCUUGCUUCAUUAUCCCAGCUGCGGAAAACAUUGUUCAUUGGCCCACCUAGAACCUUUUAUUUUUUUAUUUGUUUAGUUUUUUGAAACAAAGUUUCUCUGUAGCUUUGGAGCCUGUCCUGGAACUAGCUCUUGUAGAUCAGGCUGGUCUCGAACUCACAGAGAUCUGCCUAUCUCUGCCUCCCGAGUGCUGGGAUUAAAGGCGUGCAUCACCACCACCUGCACUUAGAAACUUCUUAAGUAAGUUGAAAAUUAAGUGAAAAAUCCAUUACGUAUAGGAUAGACUGAUUCUAUAUUGAUUUGAUCACAGAAUAUAUAUAUAUAUAUAUAUAGUGGAAGAAUAUAUUCUAACACCUUUGAGUGCUAUCUACUGUUUUGUAAAAGGAGAUGGCAUCUGGAUUGUAAAAUCAACACAGGAAAAAAUACAAUUUACAAUUAAUGAUGGGUCAAACUCUAGUUAAAUUUUAUUUUCAACUCAAUUAUAAUCUUAAAAUUAUUAUAUACUAGCCCUUAGCUUUCUUUUCUCCUGAACAAACACCUAGAAAUUUGUUGGGAGCCUCUUGGUUUUUCUAAAAAUUCUUAUGUUCCCACAGAGUUUUAAAUAGUAGUUUGUCUGCACGUUAUUAAAUGGUUGAAUUUUCUUUCACCUUUAACACUAAUCGUUAAUCCACUUCAAAUGCAAGCAAUUUAUUAAAUGCAUAUAACAUUAUUCCUCUAUUUAAAUUGUGAUGAGAGUGACCUUAAGCUGUGCUCUAUAUAAUUUUAAGCAGUCACAGAGUUUGCCAAUCUGAUCUGAGUGGGAGUAAACCUGUAUAUAGGGCACGCUCUAUUCUCACUUAAGAAAAGUAAUCAUAAGUGAUUGUGUACUUAUAGCAAAAGACCAGUGAAGUCAAUGAAAGUAUAAUAAUUAGAAUGGGCUUCCCAAAUCUUAUGAUAUGGGACAGAUAGAAAUGUAGAUUCCAGGCCCUUUUCAUUCACUCACUCAGCAAACAUUCAAACGAGGUGCCCCACACAGGAGAGAGAGAGUCCUUUAAGUAGCGAACAAUCUAGAUGUGGAUUUAGAGAUCUUAUUUCCAUAUUGGGACACAUUUCUGCAGCUGCAACACAUUUUCGAAGGACUAUUCUGCCUAAGCUCAUGGGCAUUCCGAAUAGAUUCACCAGAGAUUGCUCAUUUGUAAGGAAGGAGGAUUUGGCAGGUGAGGAACUGAGAUCUGAUUGUUUGAUCUGAUUAGCGAAUGCUUCAGCUGCAACAUUUGGCAUGGCAUGCAUGCGAUUCGGCCUAUUUGAAGCCUCCAUUUGUACUUCUCUAUAAAAACCGGGCAUGCAGGAAAAGGAAGACAAGGGGUAGUAUACAAGCAUCCAGCUGGCUUAGAUUCUAGCACAAUCCAAACCCCGUCCCUUCUUAAUUCCUCCACAUAGAAUAAUUGUUUGCUGUUUAAAUCGUAAGUCUCGGAGGAUUGGGUAGCGUUUCUUUUUUUCCACAGAAUAUUAAUUUUAAAGGUUCCCAAGCAACAUAAACAUACACGUAGUCGUAAAUGUCAGAUGAACACUUGAACUGACUUAUGGAUAACAAAAGCAAUCAUCCUGACACACAAUUCGCAUUCCCUUGUCCCAGCCGAAAAAUAACUUUAAAAUAGCAUUUCCCUACUUAGCACCCACAAUAAAUGCAAUCUGCCACCUCCAACUUGGGGUCCUGCCUAAGGCUGGGUCUAAAUGCUACACCAGCCUAAAAGCAGCCCAGCUUUCCUUGGAAAGAAUUAGAAGCACUGACAUAACACCUUUGCCUUUAACCUAAAAUUAUUAUCGGUCCCAUGCCCUUAAAAAAAAUGCUGUCUUAAAGUUUAUUUGGCUGAGAUGUUCUCCUGCUGCUAUUAAUUGCUGGACAGAGAAUUGCCUCUAAGACUCAUCAUUUUAUCCCAGAGGGGAGUCCACUACUUUAAUUAGUUGAUGAGAAAACCAGGAAUAAAAAAAGACAGAAGUGAUCCUUUUAAUAUAAUAGUCACUAAUUCAACAAAACAGGGGAAAGCAGGGGGCCAAUUUGAGACAACGUAAAUUUCAAGGCCAUUAUAAUUACUGGCUAUCAGAAUUAAGUUUUCUACUCUUCUAGUCAGGUAUAGUGACACUAGGAAUCCGGUUUAAUAUGUGCGUGUUAGAGCUCAAGGCUAUGUGGCCUUGAACUUGUACAAUGGCUCCAAAAUACCCAGGAGAAAAACAUUUAUAUCCAAAUGUCAAUUUCAAAUCACAACUGACACAUUAUAGGUAAGGAUGAGAUGUUUCACAUCCUCAGUAUAUAUAAAAGAGUAACUAAAAUAUAUAACAUACUUUAUAGUCAGGGAAAAAAGCAAUUCAGUAGAUCAAUUAGCUAGAAAUGAACUGCAACUGGCUAUAAUUUAACACAAAGGACUCUAUAUUGUUGAUUCAUGGAUAAAAACGAAACCAGAAAACAAGUUCUCGAUGUGUAAAUGGGCUUGUCAUUCAAUGUUUAAAACCUUUAGAUCAAAAAAAAAUUGAGUAGCUAUUUCAUUUUUAAUCCCAGUUUUGUAGUAACAUAAACAUGUCAAUACUCUGCAUUCCAAGAGGCCCUGGGAAGACAGCUUGGCUGUGGGGUGUCUGCAAGCUGUCCUAAGAUGGCAGCACUCACAUCACCUCAGAACUUGGAAAUGAAAAGUUCUGGGUCUCAUCCCAGAUCCCAUUAAAAAAAAAAAAAAAAAAAAAAAA
Molecule: messenger RNA, 7607 nt
Organism: Microtus oregoni (creeping vole)
Lineage: Eukaryota; Metazoa; Chordata; Mammalia; Rodentia; Cricetidae
Gene: Kcnh7
Product: potassium voltage-gated channel subfamily H member 7
Exons: 17
Coding region: 57-3668 (1203 amino acids)
Biological process (GO): membrane repolarization during action potential; potassium ion transmembrane transport
Cellular component (GO): membrane
Molecular function (GO): inward rectifier potassium channel activity
Source: RefSeq, a predicted model, not a curated record